Molecule: messenger RNA, 900 nt
Organism: Penicillium oxalicum
Lineage: Eukaryota; Fungi; Ascomycota; Eurotiomycetes; Eurotiales; Aspergillaceae
Product: putative gamma-cysteine synthetase regulatory subunit
Exons: 1
Coding region: 1-900 (299 amino acids)
Biological process (GO): glutathione biosynthetic process
Cellular component (GO): glutamate-cysteine ligase complex
Molecular function (GO): enzyme regulator activity; glutamate-cysteine ligase catalytic subunit binding
Source: RefSeq, a predicted model, not a curated record
AUGAACGGCGGCCCCCCGUCCGUCAUCCGACAGCCGAUGAUGCAAAAAUCCAAUAUCGAACUGAUUACCUCGCUCCGGUCCAACUUCGUCGCGUCGCAGGCGAUCGACUUCAACGGCUCCUCCACUUCCCAGCAACAGAGCGACGCGGCGUCAUGGACGGAGAAUCGCGACGGUGCGCUUUACAUUCCGGCCGUGGACUUUUCACAGCGUGGACUGGCCGAGGAGCGGGAUCAAUACGAUAUUACGGUCAAGCUAUUCUACCUGCCGGGAAUUCCAGCCUCGAGACGCUGCGCACACACCAGGGAAGCCAUUGAUUUGGUACUGAGGGAGUUACAGGUCAAGUCCAUUGAUCUGCUGAUCGUCUCGUUCCCGGGCAUCCUCUUCGAUGCGGACGAUGACAGUGACGAGGAAGGGUCCGACGCCAGUGGGGAAGAUGAUUUCGACAGCAUGGUCCAGACGUGGCGGGUGUUGGAAUCGCUGCAUGCCCAAGGCAUGAUUGCGCAACUGGGAGUUGCCGAGUUUGGCAGCGAGCGGUUGGCUCGGUUCCUCCCUCACACUCAGGUCAAGCCUACCGUGGAUCAGAUCAAUCUGAAGGACUGUUGCGUGGUGCCCAAGUCUCUCAUUCUCUACGCGAAACAGGAGAAGAUUCAACUCUUGACUCACAACGAUUGCAACGACAUCCUUCCCGUCGGCAUGACACGAGAGCUUCUGGGUCCCCGGGAUCAGGGCGGCGCGGGAAUUCUGGCAUCGGCGCCAGACGCCAAUGAUGGAAUUCAAGGAGACGUGGAGCCGCAGUGGGUGGUGAAGUACACGGCCGUGGUGAAGGAUCGCGGAGUCGUCGAGAAUAAGGGCUACUUCGCUUUGGCAGAUGUGGGCACAUGCGUCACGUCCUGGUCAUGA